GAGGGCAAAAGGCAGAUCAGAUAAGAUGCCCUAACUAAAUAUAUAUAUGUAUAUGUAUAUUUCACCAUCCUAAGUGCUACACCUCCGCAUCAAUGGCGGAACGGAAACCCUAAUCCUGCACAAAGCACAUAUUCCCUGCAGCUUUACAGCCCCACUCACUCCGAACAUAUUCUCUCUGCCUUUUGCACCACCCUCCCCACCCCCACCUUUGCAUAAAAUGCGCUCAAAAUUCCACGCUCCUCUUCAUUUCACCCACACAUUCGAGAUACCUCAUUAGAUGACCAGCAGCAGCAGCAAGCCGAUCGAGAUCCACUGCGAAGAUCCGAGCCCGAAGAAAUGGAGCCAUCCGCUCAAGGAAGAUGUCCUCGCCGCCUUGAUGACCAGGGAUAAUUCGCUCGCGGUUUGCAAGCCUGGUUCGCUGUUCAACCCCCUGCUGUUCGGAAAAUUCUUCGAUCCUUCCGACGCCUUUCCGCUCUGGGAAUUCGAUUCCGACGCCUUGCUGCCGAAUUCCGGCCAGCGUGUCGUCGAUUGGGGGCAGACGGAGACCGAUUACGUCCUCCGAGCGGAGUUUCCUGGAUUAGGGUUUAACAGCGGUCUUCAUAUCUGCGUUGAGAAUGGUAAGAUUUUGGAGAUUAGUGCGCAGUGGAGAGAGAGUAGGGCGAACGAUUGGAGAAACAACCAUUGGUGGGAGCACGGCGGCGUGCGGCGGAUCGAGUUGCCGGAAAAUGCAGAUUGGAGGAAAGCGGAGGCGCGUCUGCAAAACGACGUCGUGUUGGAGAUCAGAAUCCCCAAAACGACGCCGCCUCCGGAUGCAGGUUGAAAUUAUUGCCCCUUUUAAUUUUCAGUGUAUAAAUUAAUGGGUUUACUUGUGAAAAUUUAAGGCUCUGUUUGGUUCGCUGCUUUUUUGUUUUUUCAGUUGUGUUUACUGAGAAUCAACAAAUUAUAGUGCAGAAUAUAUUUGAAACAAAACAUUGUGAAUACGAUCUGAUCUGUGUGAAAUUUAGGCAUAUUUAUUUAUGUUUGUAA
Messenger RNA from Andrographis paniculata, 1026 nucleotides. RefSeq names its product 21.7 kDa class VI heat shock protein. The transcript is spliced from 2 exons. Lineage: Eukaryota; Viridiplantae; Streptophyta; Magnoliopsida; Lamiales; Acanthaceae. The record is from RefSeq and is a predicted model, not a curated record. Bases 278 to 820 code for a protein of 180 amino acids.